GCUGUGGAAGUUGACCGUGUUCAACAGUAUGGAAGUGAAGUGACGUGGAGAACUGUGGACACAACAAGCGGACGUCGCACGAAACUCCAGUUGGGACCACAUCUCCGGAUAUGAAACACCAUCAGCUCUAACACCGGCGACCUCACGUUUCCAGCGUCAAAUCUUGACGACGCGAGUUCUGUAUUCGUCCAAGAAACAAACGCGGCGCUUCAUCUGCUGGUUAGCUGGUUAGCUCGUUAGCUACCAGCCGCCGCCGCCGUGACGCCGCCGGUUGAAAGUCAGCCCCAUGCAAGUCAAACACCGCGCCGUGACUGGAGGCUAAAAUGAAAAAGGCAAAGAAAGACAAGAAAGACUCGACUGGCCGCCGCUGACGUUCACUUCACAAGACGCCGCAGGAGUUCGCUCGCUAACAUCAGCCCGUCGACUGAGCAGGGAGACGCCGGAGCGAAGUGUCAGAAUGGACUCCCUGCUGCGAGGCGAGGAGCUGUGUCUGGCCCAGCUGUUCCUACAGUCCGGCUCGGCGUACGACUGCAUCAGUGAACUGGGAGAGCUGGGGCUCGUGGAGUUCAGGGACCUCAAUCCCAGUGUGAACGCGUUCCAGCGAAAGCAUGUCAACGAGAUCAAGAACUGCGAGGAGAUGGAGAGGAUUCUUGGAUACCUUCUGAGGGAAAUAAAGAAAGCAGACAUUUCACUGCCAGAACGAGAUGUGAACCCCGUGGCUCCCUUACCCAAACACGUCAUGGCUAUCAUGGAGCAGCUACAGAGGCUAGAAGUGGAGCUAGGUGAAGUCACUAGGAACAAAGAGAAGCUGCAGAAGAACCUGCUGGAGCUGAGGGAGUACACACACAUGCUACGCAUCACCCACAGCUUUGUACAGAGAACGUCCGAGCGAGAGCCCCUACAUGUGCAGUAUGAGGAGUUUCCCUUCCUAGAAAAGGACACAGUGAUGGACUACAGCAGCAUGCAGAGGCUUGGAGCCAAACUAGGUUUCAUCUCUGGGCUUAUUCAGAGGGCAAAGAUCGAAGCAUUCGAGCGGAUGCUUUGGAGAGUGUGUAAAGGCUACACCAUCCUCAGCUAUGCUGAGGUCGAUGAGUAUCUGGAAGAUCCCGAAACGGGGGAGCCUUCCAAAUCCAUAGUGUUUCUGAUCUCUUACUGGGGAGAGCAAAUUGGCCAGAAAGUGAAGAAGAUCAGCGACUGCUACCACUGUCACUUGUAUCCCUAUCCCACAAACAACGACGAGAGGAAUGAUGUCGUGGAAGGACUAAAAACUCGCAUUCAGGACCUGCACACAGUACUUCACAGGACAGAGGACUACCUGAGACAAGUUCUGAUGAAGGCUUCUGAAUCUGUAUACACCUGGGUCAUCCAGGUCAAGAAGAUAAAAGCCAUCUACUAUAUUCUGAACCUGUGUAGUCUUGAUGUUACUAACAAGUGUCUGAUUGCCGAGGUGUGGUGUCCUGUCAACGACAUUGCCAACCUGAGGAGGGCCCUAGAAGAAGGAUCGAGAAAAAGUGGAGCGACAGUUCCUUCCUUUGUCAAUCGUAUCCCCACCAGCGACACUCCCCCCUCCCUGAUAAGAACCAACAAGUUCACCUCUGGCUUCCAGGGCAUAGUGGAUGCCUAUGGAGUGGGCAAUUACAGGGAGGUCAACCCUGCUCCUUUCACAAUCAUUACUUUCCCGUUCUUGUUUGCUGUGAUGUUUGGGGACCUGGGUCAUGGACUCAUCAUGGCUCUCUUUGCUUUCUGGAUGGUGCUGUAUGAGAACAACCGCAAACUUAAAAACACCAGGAAUGAAAUCUGGAACACAUUCUUUGAGGGCCGUUAUAUCAUCCUGAUGAUGGGCCUGUUCUCCAUCUACACGGGCCUGAUAUACAACGACUGCUUCUCAAAGUCCCUGAACAUCUUUGGUUCUGGGUGGAGUGUGAAGGCCAUGUUCACAGCGGAGAUGUGGAAGACAGAUGAUCUCAGUGGGAACCGUUUCCUCACUCUGGAUCCAAAUGUUACAGGAGUUUUCAAAGGGCCGUACCCUCUGGGAAUUGACCCAAUCUGGAACCUCGCAACCAACCGCCUAACAUUUCUGAACUCCUAUAAGAUGAAGAUGUCAGUGAUAAUUGGCAUCAUACACAUGAGCUUCGGGGUCAUUCUCAGCACUUAUAAUCACUUGCACUUUAGGAAAAAGCACAACCUGUACCUGGUAUUUCUCCCUGAGCUCCUGUUCCUGCUGUGUCUGUUUGGUUAUCUGGUCUUCAUGAUAUUCUACAAGUGGCUGGUCUUCUCUGCCAAGGACUCCAGAGAGGCCCCGAGCAUCCUCAUCCACUUCAUAAAUAUGUUCCUCAUGCAGGGUGAUGGAGUGCCGCCCCUCUACCCAGGACAGACUGGCUUGCAGAUAUUUCUGGUUGUCAUUGCUGUCCUCUCAGUGCCUGUCCUGCUCCUGGGGAAACCCAUCUACCUUAACUGGCUUCACAACGGAAGCCAACGACUUGGAAUGUACCGGGGAUAUGAGCGUGUGCGGCGCAACAGUGAGGAGGAGCUCUACCUGAUGAGGGCUAAUGACAUGGAGGAGGGCAGCAGUCACAGUGAUCUCUCCUCGAGCGGAGAUCACGAGGCAGAGGAGUUUGACUUUGCAGACGAGUUCCUGCAUCAGGCCAUCCACACUAUAGAGUAUUGCCUGGGCUGCGUCUCCAACACAGCCUCCUACCUCCGGCUCUGGGCUCUGAGCCUGGCACAUGCCCAGCUGUCCGAUGUGCUGUGGGCCAUGGUGAUGCGAGUAGGACUCAGAAUGGACACCCGCCUUGGAGUUUUGUUCCUGGUGCCUGUGUUCAGCCUGUUUGCCGUUCUCACCGUGUCCAUCCUUCUGGUAAUGGAAGGGCUGUCUGCAUUCCUCCAUGCACUCCGGCUGCACUGGGUGGAGUUUCAGAACAAGUUCUACAGCGGGACUGGAGUCAAGUUCUCCCCCUUCUCAUUCUCUCUCCUGCCCUCCAGCUUUGAGCACGAUGGCUUACUGUAACAAAGGACUACUUGGUAAUACUGUUGAUUGUUAAACGGAGCCAAAACAUGCAAUUUAUAAAAGACAUGUUCCAGAUAUGUCAUGAAGUGAUUUAGACUUUUCAUUUCUUCUUUAAAUAAUUUAAAAAAAUUGUAUGGUGAGCCUCACAAUCUUUAGUUGUGCAUCAACAGUUGUUGAUGUCACUUGUAUUGCCCCCAAACUUAGAAUAAAUAAUAAUAAUGAUAAAAAAAAGAUAUAUGAUUUAGUAUGGGGUACCUUAACAGUAAUAAGUAAAUGGUUGGUUAGACAGACAACACUUGAUAGGAUACAUUUUUGGUGAUUCUGAUCUUUUCAUGGGAUUUGCUGACAACGAAGAUGAGAACAUCGGUCUUUAUCAUUUCUUUAUUUAGUUCAGCUUUCUCCCAUUUCUUUUCUUCUGUAUCUAGUUACAUUUUUAGCAUAAUUGGGUACAGAAAUUCUAUUUUCCCUUUAUUUUGUUAGUUUUGACUCGUCUAGUUUCCAUACACUGGGUAGUGAGCCACCUAACAACACAUACAGUAGUUCUUAUUCAACUCUUUGGUGCACUGAUUGUCUUAUGUAAGUACAACCAAAUGACAGCAUACUGUAUGGUCCUUCAGAUUCCUCAUGUAUUCCUACAUUGUGGUACCAAAACACUAUGACGGAUCUUUGACCUUUCAGUAGUGAAAAGUGCUUGGGCAGGUGUGUGAUUAGAUGUAUAUACUUUUGCAGAAUUUGUUUUGUUUUUUUAAUUUUAUUUUUAAAAUGUUACUUUAGAAUUAAAGAUGAAUUAUAAUGUAAUAAGAUUUUCACUUUUAUGCAUUCACAGUGUUGCCUAUGUCGUCCAUUUAUUGUACAUUUUAGCAUUCCACACAUGAAUACCUUGUCAUUUAUUUGUUGACCCCAGUUCUCCUUGAAGGAUUCAACACUGUGGUUGCUUAUUUGUUAUUAGAAGAUUGAAUUAUGGACUAACACCAGACAUUGGUGGAAAUGGCUCAUUUUGUGAAUUUGUUAGUAUUGUAUGGAAUUGGUAUUGGUAUUUUUCUCUAAGGGAUGGAGACUUAAUUGUCGUCAUUGCUUCAAUACUAACCUGCACUUUUUCAAAUGGCAACAGAGUUUGCUUCAGUAAGAUACUGCCACACGUUUGAUGGUCACGACCUUGUUUUAAAAAAAAUUAAAUUAUAUGGUUUUAUAUCUUCAUGAUACAAGUGGCAAUAAAGGUUUUCUAGAGCCAAGUGAUGUUUGCCUUAACGCUGACUUUUUGUGGUUUGGUUGAACAGGUAUUGUAAUUUCAUCCAAUUCAGCUCUGAUUUUGAAAUUCACUUUAAUAUUAAGAAUUAUCUAUUUCUUUUUUCCGAACACUCCAUGCUCCACUUUUUAAGAAAAAUCAUUUUUCCAUCAUUUUGUCAAUAAUAAACUGUAUUUGUUUAAGUUGGA
Molecule: messenger RNA, 4441 nt
Organism: Scophthalmus maximus (turbot)
Lineage: Eukaryota; Metazoa; Chordata; Actinopteri; Pleuronectiformes; Scophthalmidae
Gene: atp6v0a2b
Product: ATPase H+ transporting V0 subunit a2b
Exons: 20
Coding region: 458-3007 (849 amino acids)
Biological process (GO): vacuolar acidification; proton transmembrane transport
Cellular component (GO): vacuolar proton-transporting V-type ATPase, V0 domain; vacuolar proton-transporting V-type ATPase complex; plasma membrane
Molecular function (GO): proton-transporting ATPase activity, rotational mechanism; ATPase binding
Source: RefSeq, a predicted model, not a curated record